Molecule: messenger RNA, 234 nt
Organism: Clonostachys byssicola
Lineage: Eukaryota; Fungi; Ascomycota; Sordariomycetes; Hypocreales; Bionectriaceae
Source: the annotation of a GenBank genome assembly
AUGGCGGUACAGGAGCUCGGCGUUAUUCUGCAGGACAAUCCAGGGCUGGAAAAAUUAUGUUCAUGUUCACAUUCCGUUUUGAAGUUCCGGUUUGCAUUUGACGGGUUUGUUGGGGUGGGAUUCGUUAUGAUCACGAGGACCUUGAAAGUUUGGACUAUUUGUUCACGGUCCAUUGCUGAUGGCUGCUCGGCAGGCAUAGGACAGUAUCUCCUGAUGGGAAUACCAUACCCAUAG